Messenger RNA from Pogonomyrmex barbatus (red harvester ant), 6581 nucleotides. RefSeq names its product meiosis regulator and mRNA stability factor 1-like protein (gene Marf1). The record is from RefSeq and is a predicted model, not a curated record. Gene Ontology annotation, molecular function: RNA nuclease activity; RNA binding; CCR4-NOT complex binding. Gene Ontology annotation, cellular component: cytoplasm; peroxisome. Lineage: Eukaryota; Metazoa; Arthropoda; Insecta; Hymenoptera; Formicidae. Gene Ontology annotation, biological process: regulation of gene expression.
GAGAGAGAGACAGAGAGAGAAUAGAAAGAACGUACAUGGUAAUAAAAGAAAAAUUACGGAGCUGCACGUCUCGCAAAUUCACAUGAUCGAUUUUCACGAAUAUUAUCCGAGCAUGGAUCUUUCCGAACUAUGUGCACGCCUGUGAAUCUCCUCCGUAAUGUUUUAUCUACUCGAUAUUUCAUCGUGCCGGUUGCCGCGUUUUUAUUCGAUGCUGCGCGUUGCAUAGGAAGCAACGGUGGAACGAUGGCUGAAUUUCUCAGCCUAUACAUUGGAAUUCUACAAAAUAACUUGUGAAACACAUGGCUGGUGAGAAAUCUCCAGAUUACCGUACAUUCUGUGCGGAAGAUAACGACGAGAUCGAGGGCCUUAAUGAAAAGCUGAUACAACUGUUAUCCGCACAAAAGCUCUUGUCUCCGAUUCCCAAUAGCCUGCUGUGCGACGAUAAACUUGAAAACAACAGUAGUUCUAACGUAGAGUCUAAGGCAUCUAGUUCUCCGUUCAGCUACUGUAGACAUGAUUGUUCUCUUCUACAUCAUGAUAGCCCAGCUAAAGUACCGAGUAUACAGAAUCAUCUUCCACCCAUUGGUGUAUUCUGGGAUAUUGAGAAUUGUCAGGUUCCUAAAGGUAGAUCCGCCAUAGCAGUUACACAAUUAAUUAGAGAUAAAUUUUUUAGUGGUUAUAGAGAGGCCGAAUUUAUUGUAGUUUGCGAUGUUCAAAAGGAGAAUAGUCAAAUCGUACAGGAACUGAACGAUGCUCAGGUUAAUCUAAUACAUGUAGCUGCUACAUGUAAGAAUGCUGCAGAUGAGAAGCUUAAGCAGUCCAUUAGAAGGUUUGGUGACAUUCAUGGCAGCCCGGCGGCCAUAAUUCUAAUAUCUGGCGAUGUGAAUUUCGCCGCUGAUCUCAGUGAUCUACGUCAUAGGAAGAAGAUUUAUGUGAUACUAUUACAUAAAAAGAAUACCUCAGAAGCAUUAAUAUUAUGCGCCAAUGAACAUUAUGACUUUAUGGAGCUCACGGAGCCGCUGCCGUCCAGACCUCCACCAAAGGGUAAUGAAUUCUAUGACCUUUUAGUUAGUAAUCUUCCCGACGAAACGGAUGUUAAUGUCAUUAAGCGUCGUCUUAAGCAAUUAUCUGAAAAUUGUGGUGGUCGUGUGAUAGAUGUCCAGUCAAAUACUGCCAUUGUACGCUUUACGUCGCACAGUUCUGCAGACAGGGCUCAGAAGCGUAUGGAAGGAGAAUAUGUUCUUGGAUCGAAAAUAUUUGUAAAAUAUCUCGGGAAGGAAAAAGGAAUAAUCGCCAAAAGUAUAGGAAGUAUUAUAACUCGAAGUAGGGCAGUUAGUGAGUCGGAAAUUGUUACUGGUCCUAAGCAGAGUAGUUCUAAGCAAAUGUAUGCUGCGAGUGCAUCUGUACUGGGGACAAGAACCCUCCAAUUUCCGCAUUAUCAGUCCUCAUCGUCUGUAGUGGGCCCCUAUCCUGCUUUCAAUGCAGGGCACUGCGCGCCUGUCAAUGGUCCACCAUCGGGAAUGAUGCAGCAACCUCCGAUAUUUUUUGGAAGAUCAUAUCCGAAUAGCGGCGAUGUAGCUUUUAAUAGGACAUACAAUGAUCUUACUAGAGUGCAGUCGCCAUUAAUUUGGCCAAUCGUAGGACCUCAAUAUGGUCAUAUGUGGGAAGAAUAUAAAGUUAGUUUCGUGAUAUUUAUGCAAUCGGACGGUAAUUUCGCCGCCAGUGUCAAAGUACCUUCGUUAUCGGACGCACAAUACGCAAUCUCGCAGUUACACCGUCGUAAGAUAGGCUACAAGCGCAUUUUGAUAUCUUAUGCUCAUAUUGGUGGACCAAAUCCGCAACUUAUCCGAGCGCAAAUUGUAAUGCUCCUACAAGAAGUCCCGGGACACAAAUUGCCGUUGUUCAAAUUCCGCGAGAUGUACGAGAGCCGAUUUAUGAUCUCUAUAAGCGUGUCCGAACUCUACAAGAUGAGAGAUGUAUGCAUAAUCACCGAAGAUCCAAGCGGCAGAAUGGUCUCACUCAAUCCGGAUCAUAGAAACACGCCGUCGCCGUGCUUUAGUAAUACGAUACAGGAUGGACAAGUUAAAUUGCCAUAUUGCAUAAUGCAUACUUCGAAACCAUUGUCAGACAAAGGCUGGGCGGAACAAGAAAUGGCGUCCUUACCUAACGUAAAGAUCUCCAUAAAACUUCUUGAAUCUCGCAUGCAACAAUUAUUAAUGUCGCACAAUGGCAUUCUACCUUUGCCAAGCCUACCAAAUUGUUAUGAGGCUGAAUUCAAAGAACAGUUAGAAAUCGUAGAGAAUGGUGUACCUUUGGAGCAUUUAGUGUCUUGCUUAUCAUGCGUCGAAUUGAGACAAGAUAUCGGCAGUGUGAAGUUCAUCGUGUGGAUAGGAAAAAAGGAUCAUGAAAUUAAUUACGAUGAAAAUAAAUGCGUGAGUCCACCGCUCGCAAAUCAACUAGCUCUUUUUAGCCGCGAAUUAGUCGAUCUUCUGAAAACCGCGCCACACUGCCAAUUAUCCUUUAAUCGCUUCAUACCGGCGUAUCAUCAUCACUUCGGACGACAGUGCAGAGUCGCCGAUUACGGUUUCACUAAGCUAAUAGAUCUGUUGGAGGCACUUACGCACACUGUCCAAGUAAUGGGAGAAGGCAACAAGCGCGUGGUCACGCUAUCGCAUCGCGCUCAAGUGCGCAGAUUUACCUCGGAUCUAUUGCGAGUAUUGAAGUCAAAAGCGAGCAAACAAGUGGCGCUUUCGGAAUUUCCAAGUGUUUAUACUCGAGUGAUAGCAAAACCGUGGGACAUCGUAGAUUACGGUGUAUGCGAUAUCGAAGAUAUUCUUGGUGAAGUGUCCGAAAACACGGUUGUUGUAACUCCUAUGGAGGGCGGUGACAAGAUGAUAGCCAUCCCCAAGCGCGAACAGACCGCCGAGGAAAUCGAACGAACGAAACUGUUCGCUAAAGAAGUAAUCGAGUUAUUGCAACACGCGCCACAAUGCAGGAUGCUGUUCAAUAAGUUUGUACCUUCCUAUCAUCAUCACUUCGGUCAUCAAUGCCGCGUAUCGGAUUACGGAUUCACUAAGUUGAUCGAAUUGUUCGAGGCGAUCCCGGACGUAGUCAAAAUCGAGGAAGUGAACGGAGGCGAGAGACAAAUAUCUUUAACCGAAAAAGAGGGCCUUAAGGUUCUCUCUGAACAAAUAUCGAAAUUGGUGAUGCGCGCUAGGAGCGGCCUCAGUAUUUCAAAUAUCGGGCAAACAUUUUUACAUCAAUUCGGCUAUGCGCUACGUCCCGAGUUAUUCGGUUGCAGUUCAAUGUUGCAGCUCAUGCGAAAGCUUGGAGAUACCAUACAGAUCAUAGACUUGGCUACAGGACCUGCUAUCAUCACAAUAGACAAAUCGCAUUUACAACAAACGACCCUCCAAUGCCGGCGUGUGUUAAUGGAUCAACCUCAACAAAAAAUGCCUCUUAGAGAAUUUGUACAACAAUACUCCCAGUACUACAUGAAGCCAUACAAUGUAGACGAGUUUAAAAAAGAUCUGGCAAAUGUUGUUCGAUUCACAGUGAUAAAUGGCGAACAAUUCAUCGAGCUGACGCCGUUGCAUCGCUUCGCUUGUAAUCUUUAUCGCGUUAUGAUCAAUUGUGGUGGUACAUUAAACUUAUCGCAGUUUGAUGUGUCAUACUCGAAUAUUAUAGGCACAUCUUGUAAACCUGCACAAUAUGGUUUUCCAACAAUAACUGCACUUUUACAAGCAUUGCCUUGCACCGUAACGAUAAAAGAAACACGGAAGAAGGAAGCGAUUAUCUAUUUGAACAAAAAGUUGUCUGCGUCCGCUGGUAUACUUUUGCUACCAGUGUACAAGCCGAUGUCAUCUUAUCACGAUACGGAUUCCAGUAAUGAUUCAUUCGAGAGCGAUUCUUCAUGCCGCGUGAAUGCCUCCAACACUCUGGGCAUAAUGGACGAUCAUGAAAAAUGGAUCGAUCAAUUAACGAACAUCAAUUCUUGGAAAAUAAAGAACGAUAAAGGUUUAUGGCUGGAGGUUCGUGACAAGCACUGGAAAAAUCUGUCGAAUUCAGAGGAACGAUCGGUUAACUGGCCGGUUCCGGAAAGCGGCAGUGAAACCUUCUUGAACAGCCUGAUACGUACGCCGAUAAUGCGUAAUUUCCCUCCGCCACCACCCAAACCCGACUCUCCGCCGGAGGAUAAGGAAGAACACUGGAAGUCAUCGGUAUGGAUGUCCCCGACGAAAUUCGCGUAUCCACAAGAUGAACAUCCUACAAAUGUACAGGUUCCUCCAUUGACCUUACCAAGUUGGAAUCAGAUCUUGUCCGGCGACGGUACGUCAAACUUGCUGUCGCCAACUAAAAAUCUAUUGCCUGCUGCUGCUAAUCCCUUGUACCCGCCUACCUCUCCUUAUUACCCUAAGUCCGUCGUUGCGCCACAUCCAUCGGAAUUGCCGCUUCCUUCUCUAUCACUAACACCUAAGAAAAAGAUACUGACCGAUAAUCAGAAGAAGACCGCCAGCAAUACGAGAAUGCAUCUAAAUCUAGCAAGUUCCGAAAGCGAGGAUAAUGUUAUCGAUGAUGAUGAAAACAGCGACAGCCAUAGCACUUCUAGUAAACUCUUUAAAGGCAAGAGACGUCUGGCGGCCCAGUUCAAUCAACCGAUCGAGCCUUAGGCAGAAAAUACAUUUCGAGAACGAAAGAUAGAAGUGACAAGCUCAGGAUCAAAACCAAAUUGUGUUUGAGAUUUAUUUAUGAAGACAACCAGAAACUACAGACUUUAAAAGACUUUAGUGAGUCGCCACCUAAAAUGAGUUAAAUUACCUAUACACUCUGUUUCCAUGGAUGGUAGGUACCAUAUUUUAUUUAUAUUCGAAAUUUACAACAGAUCUGUGUAUAGAUUAGAUGUAUAUGCAAACCGAUAGAGAUAUGAGAGCGAUUAUAGCACGAAUUAUUUUCAAAAUGUAUGAAAACAUACAUCGAGUAGAUAUGUGAUUGCUGUAAUCGAGAUGUAAGCGACGUUUAUAUCGAAUGACACGUGCUAAUAAUUAGGAAACAUGUAGCAUUUCUUCGUACUGUGAUAUAGGAUAUAAAAGAAGCGAGAUGAUAGUAAUAUUAACACACCAAGAAGGGAGCUUGGGAUGGCAAUAAUUAAUCUUUCGGUAAAUCACACAGAAGAAGCGUGGCCCGGUAUAUUUGCGAAUUUUGUAAUUAUAUUUAAGAUCUCUUUUUUAUAUCGUGUAUUACCGUCUUUUUUAUUAACAAUCUAUCAUUUGAUAUCAUUUUAAACUUAUUUAUAUUCAUAUCGGAUUUACACAAUCAAUUUUUAUUUGUUGAUUGUUUCGACUAGUUAAUGAUACAUAUCAUGGGAUAAUAUAAUUUUUAUAUCUGCUCCUUUUUUUUUAUUUUAUAUACUCGUCAACACAAACGGCGCUAGGAGAAUAUUAGACUAGAUUCCACAGUCGUCGAGUAUAUACGUUAUUUUCUUUUGUAAAUAAAUUCUUGUGUUGAGAACGCUUCUUUACGAUUUGCCUACGUUCACAUUGCUGGAGACAAUGUGAUUUGCAUUCAUAUAACAUACUAUAUGUUCGAGAAGGAUGUUACGUAUAAUUGUUGCCAAUUAUGAGAUAAACGAAAUUCUCUUGUCUACCAUGCACCCUCGGUUUACUCAUCUUGUAAAAAAAGUCGUCUUUACAAAUUUCUCUCCAUUCACAUCGAUACAUUUUUUACUGCUCAAUAUAUAAUUUUACGAAUGUGUCGUGUGAAUGAGUGUGUGUCAUGGAUACAGUGGAUCGAUGUGUGAAAUUGGAGUAUGAUACGUUACGUUACAAAUUGUCACGGAUACGUAAGAAAGGAGAAAAUAAUUUUAGCGAUGAGAAAAAAAAAAAAAGAAAAACUUACGAUGUCUAGAGAUUAGCGCUGUUAUACGGCAGGAUCGAAAGUAUAUAAUGUAAUGGCGCGAGAUGAGAGAUAAGAUUUUUUUUUUUCUUUUUUAACAAAGAUCAUUGAGACAAAUUCGUCCGGUAAUUAACUAAACACAGCGACAAGUAUUACGUAAUUUUAUUCAAAAGGAGACGAAACAAAAGUUUACACCGUGUAUCUCUGUAGCAGCCAUUGCGCGAUAUCUUUCCCCUUUUUCUUUUCGUUUUUUUUUUUUCCUCGUUUGAAAAGAGAUGAUGAGAAUACGUCCCGCGACUCCGAUAUAAAAGCCUUUUUAUAAUGUUCUGUUAAUAUAUAUAUUAAGCAUAUAAUAUAAGAAUGUAUGAUGAAAGCGCAAGUAUUUUCGAAUUGUACAGGAGAGAUUGAGUGCGCGAUGAUCUCACUUUUAAUCGUGUAUAUUCAUGCUCAUUGUAAAUAUGACAUGAACGUGUAAUAAUUUGCGGCAUAGAAAAAUCGAUUAGAUUAUACUUGUAGGAUUACGGCUACAAUGAAGAUUCCAAGUUUUAUGCGAUAUUGAUUUGCCAAUUUCUCGUCAUGCGUUAUUUUAAAAAAAUUGAAGAACGAGAGGGAAAGAGGAAGAAUACGUAAUUGCUCGCGCUAUCUCCGUUCAAAUCGUUCGAAAAUUCGCAGUUUAAAUGACAGUCAGG